ACAAUAACGCUUGACAGAACCGCGCUUCAUAGCAAACGAAGUUGAGUAAUUGUCGUUUCCUUGAAUACUUGAGCCUUAAUAGUUCGCCCAACCUCACAUAUACGGUACAAUCCGCACCAAAGGCACGGACUAUUACGCGCCUGGUCUUGACGCGACCAUUGAGCUUCGCGCUCGGCAGGACGGAUGUUUUUGAGGCCGCUCAAAUGCGCUUUGGAGUCUAUGAUGUCUUGAGCGUGGCGCCAGGCUCGAACUGGGAGUUGCGGAGGACUCGGGCCCGCGUGCGGUUAUAGUGUACUGCGCGUGCCAGAAGGCUAUCAGCAGCUAGACCCAAGGCCGCGGUCGGCCGCAGCCGGAGCGGCUGGUGAAGAGGGCUUAUGGACCCCAACGAAACAAUGCAGCAGGGCUCCCGGGAACCUGCGGCGCUUCCAGGGCAAGCGCCGGAGGCGCCUGCGGAGACGCAAAGAGAUUUAAAUGAGCCAGACGCGCGGAACAUCCGGCGGAGUCUGGAGGACAGCGCGAAACAGCGGGCAGCAGCAGCGCGAGGGCUGCACGACCAGACCAGCGUGCAGCGGGCGCGAGUGGCCUGCGCAUCCGACCGGGAGGCUCUGGCUGCGGCGCACAAGUCGGACAUCAAGAGCGUCAAGGUGCUGGGCGAGGGCGCGUUCGGCAUCGUGGACCUGGUGCGGGUCACCACCAGCGGGGCGGGCCAGCUGCUGUGCGUGCGCAAGAAGCUGCUCAAGGCCAGCGAGACCAACAACAACGACCCGGCCAAGGAGGUGGAGGCGCUGGAGGCGGUGCGGGCCUGCCCCUUCAUCACGCAGCUGUGGAGCUGCGUGGUGGGGCUGUACGACUACACGCUGCUGCUCGAGUACUGCCCGUACGGCACCCUGGAGGGGCUGCUGCGGGAGGUGAGUGAGCGGCGCUCGGGCACGGGCAACGCCUGCCUGGACUUCCUGCUGGUCGCGGUGCUGCGCAGCGAGCGCAGGGCGGGUCUGAACGAGGACGAGGCGCGCUUCUACGUGGCCUGCUGCCUCAUAGCACUGGAGGACAUGCACGGCCGCGGCUACGUGCACCGCGACAUCAAGCCCUCCAACUGCCUGCUGUCCGAGAGCCGCUACCUGCUGCUGUCCGACCUGGGGCUGGCCAAGCGGCUGGAGGGCGGCGCCAGGGCGCACAGCACCGCCGGCACGCCGCUGUACAUGGCGCCGGAGAUCGUGCACGGCAACAAGACCGGGUACGGCUUCUCGGCCGACAUCUGGUCGGUGGGCAUCAUGCUGUGGGAGAUGGUGGACGGCGCCGUGCCCAAGUGGGCGGCCGUGUCCUGGUACUGGACCAAGACGCUGCACUGCCCCGACACCUUCUCGCCGGAGCUCAAGGACCUGCUGUGCAGGCUGUUGGAGAAGUCGCCGCGCGACCGACCCACAGCCACCGCCGCGCUGGGCCACCGCUGGUUCGCGCCGCUGGACCUGCAGGCGCUGCGGGCCAGGACGCUGCCGCCGCCCGCGCCGGCGGAGCUGGCGGGCCUCAUGAUCCACACCGGGCCGCGGGGGUCGGGCGGCGACAAGCACCUAUGAACGGGGGGGGGCGGCAGGGGUGGUUUGAAAUGAAAUGAUCUGCGAAUGAACUGAGGCCGAGGGGGGCUGGGGGCGGUCUUGUAGGGAGGGGAGGGAGAUGGGUCUGCAGCUGGUGUGACCUGGGUUGGGUGGGAUGCGGGAGCGGGGGGCUUGGACAUUGUCGCUGACUGACGCACACUUACACACUCAAGUAAAUGAAUGGACUUGGCGUGACGUGACACACGUGUGUGGUGCACUGAAGCAUGGACGGACGGACGGGCCCUACUGAUUGCAUGACUGGCUGGCGGAAAUGAAUGCAAGCAAGUCGCGGCCAUCUGACUGCCGCGACUGCCUCUGACUGACUGGCUGACUUGACCAAGUCAUACAAAAUACCAUCCACCACCGACAUGCAUAACCGUGAUAUCACGAGCUCGCGUGUGAAUUCGUGGGCCGGAGGGCGGAUGGCGAGCUGCCGGGCGUGCGCAUGCAUGCGGGGCGGUCCGCGGACCGGUAUGGAUUGUGCCUUUUGUGUGCUGUGCUGUGCAGCGGCGCGGGGGGUGCUGAUAGGCUGGCCACGCCCCAUCCGGAUGGGGAGACCGGGCUUUGCGAUUGCCCUGGAGGUCCGGGGCACGGCGCUCGGAUGAGCCUGCGCGCGUCUUGCCGUGUCCUGAGCUCGCACGCUGGCCUGUCGCCUCGCCCCACAGCCCCGCCGGCCGUGAGAGGCUAAUGGAUGGGCGUGUGCGUGCGUGCCAUUUGGGUGUGGGCUGUGCGGAGGGCGCCUCCGGAGCAGGGGAUGGGUCGGAGGGCGAGACCGGCAGUCGGUUGUUACAUUCAUUGCUUCUUUCGCGUGCACGUUUGGCUGCCCAGGGAGGAGGAGGCGCAAACCGGAGCUGUUGCAUGUGUGAAUGUGCACAUGUAUGCGUGCAUGUGCAUGGGUGCGUGUGUGUAUGUGUGUGUAUGUGUGUGCACAUGGGUGUGUGUCUGUGCAUAUGUACAUGUCACCGGAUGCAGCUGAGGGCAUCUGGGCGGAUGCGGGAGGACUGGAGGAGGCAAGAGCUGGUCCCGGCAUUGGCUCUUUAGCUCCCCGCGUUAGAAGGAGCAAUAAGCGCCCGCGAAGACGAUGGUGACAUAGAUAGCCCUGUGUGGUUUUAUGGGGGUAUGCAGUUGUCAUGCAUCAUUCUGGGGCAGCGUGCGUGUCCGUUGGCAAAGGCAGUGGUGGAGUGAGCUGCAGGCAGGUGCGGGGCAAUGCAUGUCAGCCCCGUGCCGCCCCAUAUGCCGCGCCGCGGAGGCGAACGCGGCACACAGUGUCUUGACACACAUACAUAUUCACUCCUGCAUGCACGAACGGUCAAGAGAGUUUUGAUGUGGUUUUGGCGACACCCAGGGACCCACACGCACUUGCGGGCGCACCGGGUGGUGAAUGUGUGGCGCAGCCCAAGACCCACAGGACAUUCGUGAUUGCCCCGGCCAUUCAUGAGGCGUGACAAUGAUUUGACGGAUGCGAGUGUGCGGUGGUGGUCCGAGACGUGGCUGAUGCCAUCUUCCACAGCCGCCAAGGUCCCAGAGUGAGGCAAUCAGGAGCUGUAGGGCACUCCCACCCGGUAGCCAUGACGAUGCAGAUGAGGCCGUCGGGGCGGUGCGUGACUUGACGGCCGUGGUGGUGGAUGGUAGACUGAAACGAAUGCUGGGUAGGGGCUGCUCGGAUGAAAUGAAACAAUAAAGGACUCGGCCUUGUUUGGGGCUGGCAUGCAUCUGGGCAUGCGGGUGGGCGGAUGCAGUUGUGGAAGACGGGCGAGUGAGUGAGUGGGUGGGUGGGGACGGGCUGCAUGCUACCAGACCUGGUGGCGUGAUGGUGGUGGUGGUGGGUGGUGGCUGAGACACGACAGACGUCGUGGCGGAACACGGAGUGUCGCUGCCUGACCAAGUGCCUGACGCUGCGAUUAAUGGUAUUGACCUGUGUGAGGCUGUUGCGGUGGCACAAAGUGGAAGCCUGCUGUACUGUGAGGCGGAAGGCCACACGGCCACUGUAAGGAGGCGUUGGG
Chlamydomonas reinhardtii is the source of this 3595-nucleotide messenger RNA. RefSeq lists its product as uncharacterized. The record is from RefSeq and is a predicted model, not a curated record. The transcript has 9 exons. Gene Ontology annotation, molecular function: protein kinase activity; ATP binding. Gene Ontology annotation, biological process: protein phosphorylation. NCBI's taxonomy places the organism in Eukaryota, Viridiplantae, Chlorophyta, Chlorophyceae, Chlamydomonadales, Chlamydomonadaceae. The coding region runs from base 393 to 1574 and encodes 393 amino acids.